AUGCUCUUGCGCUCCGAUCUCGCGACCCUGCGAGCCCCCCUUCUCCGCACCAACUGGCGCGAGCCGACGGUCGGCCGAUGUGCUCUCAUCGCCGCGGUCGUUGGAGGCCUUUUGCUUGCGGUGGUCGUUGGCGCGCCACCUAUGGUUGAGCUGCUGGCCUAUGACGCUGCUUCCACCCCGCCUCUGUUUCGGAUAGCGGCCGAUGGCCCCUUUGAUGCAGGUCUACAGCACGGGCGGCUCGCGCGCUCUCGCAUUGCUGGCUGGUUUGCGACGGCAGAGAUGCGGAAAGUGUUCGCGUUUGCUGCUAGUCCGAAUGGGAGCGCGGCGCUGGCCAAUCUGAAGGCGGAUAACAUGCGCGAGUUCCCAGCCUUCGCAGAGGAGCUGCGCGGUAUCGCCGCUGGGAGCGGCUUCGACGUGGAUAAGAUAUGGUGCGCAAAUCUGCUGAAUGAGCUCGGCUCGCUCAUGGGUCAUCAGGGCUUCCAGGCAGCGCCCCAGCAUUGCUCAGAUGUGUACGCAAUCGAGGCGGGUGGGUACAGCCGCGGAUUCGUCCACGGCCACAAUGACGACUGGUCCAGUGCAGUGAAGCCAUUCUGGUACUUUGCCGCAUUCACAUACGCCGACUCGGUCGCAGCUGGCGGCUUCCGUGCAUGUGCGGGUGUGAAUUACCCUGCGGCCUUGGUGGGCUGGGCGCCGACAUGGAACGAGUUUGGGAUCUACUCGACUCAAAAUUCGAUGGUGCCGCGAAAGUCUCGGGCAGGAGGGCUCGCCUGCGCCUUUGUCCAGCGCCGUGCGAUCUGCUCCUCCUCGACGCUCGACGAGGCAGUGCGCGCGCUGACAGUGCCCGGCUGGAGCGAGGGCGCAUCGAUGAAUGUGGUGGACGUGAGAGGGAAGCGGAUGGCCAACGUCGAGCUCUGGGAGGACGAGUCGUCAGUGCUCGAGGUCACCGAGGACGUGAUGAACUACACCCACUUCAAUCAGUACAAACACCUCACCACGCGUAAGGGGCGGGCGGUGGACAGCCCUGCGGCGUUUGCCAACGACCCGCGCCAGGCGCGCGCCGACGGGCUGCCACCGCCGCGCACCGCGGAGGACGUGAAGGCGAUUCUGAGCGAUGCAAAGAUCUACCGGCCCGAGGCGACCAUCACCACCAUGGUGCUCAACGGCUCGGCGAGGCGGCUUGAGGUCUGGUGCGCCACGCGGAGCGCGGGCUCCCAGCCUCUCUACUCGUGGGACCUUGACACCUUCUUUUCCGCUGGAGAGAUUGACGGACUCACUAGGAGAGAUGGAUAA
Molecule: messenger RNA, 1290 nt
Organism: Emiliania huxleyi CCMP1516
Lineage: Eukaryota; Haptophyta; Isochrysidales; Noelaerhabdaceae
Exons: 1
Coding region: 1-1290 (429 amino acids)
Source: RefSeq, a predicted model, not a curated record